Mycena indigotica is the source of this 1479-nucleotide messenger RNA. Its product is annotated as PALP-domain-containing protein. Gene Ontology annotation, molecular function: cysteine synthase activity. Gene Ontology annotation, cellular component: cytoplasm. NCBI's taxonomy places the organism in Eukaryota, Fungi, Basidiomycota, Agaricomycetes, Agaricales, Mycenaceae. Bases 1 to 1479 code for a protein of 492 amino acids. The record is from RefSeq and is a predicted model, not a curated record. The transcript has 11 exons.
AUGCUUGCUUCUCUUCAAGUUCCUCGACCUUUACUUCUGGGAAUACUCAUUGGAUUCUCCAUCUCGGUAUCAUCGACUGCCGUAUUCGAUUACUUUCAGCGCAGGCGACGAAGGAUAGCCUCUACCCAAGAGGAGCUAGCACCUGCUUCAGACAACCGACCGAUUGAGCUCCGAAAGGACGACGUUCUUGAUGGCGUUGUGGGCCUCAUAGGUGCGAAAAGAGCAACACAAUACAUACUACCGACUUACAAUCUUCAGGAAAUACCCCUCUUAUCCGUAUCGCGUCUCUUUCUGAUGCUUUGGGUGUUGACAUCCUCGCAAAAGCAGAGGCAUUUUCUAAACCCUGGAGGCAGCGUUAAGGACCGGGUGGCUGUUCGCAUCAUUGACGAUGCGGAGCGUCUUGGACUUCUCUGGCCUCAUAAAGGAUAUCGGAUAUUUGAGGGCACCUCUGGGUCUACCGGAAUAUCUGUGGCCAUGGUGGCUCGUGCAAAGGGCUACGAUGCUACCAUCAUCACACCCGACGACAUGGCCAAGGAAAAGCUACAUGCGCUGCUCACACUAGGCGCAGAUGUAGAACAAGUACGGCCCGCAAGUAUCGUGGACAAGAAACAACUGCGCACAAAUAUCGCUCGACAACGGGCUCUACAAUUCGCUCCUUCUAUAUCUAACGACGACCAAUCCGAAUCCGUAAUUGUAGAAUCUGGUCCGCGCCAUGGCUUCUUCGCAGAUCAGUUUGAGAACAAGAGCAACUAUGACGCGCAUUUCACUGGGACAGGUCCAGAAAUCUGGAGGCAGACCAAUGGAGAUGUUCGUGCUUUUGUGAGCGGAGCAGGAACCGGCGGAACUAUUGCCGGAGUUGGCCGAUUUCUCAAGGCAAGGAACAAGGAUAUCGUGGUAUGUUUGGCCGACUGCGAAGGCAGUGGGUUGUACAACAAGGUAAAACACGGGGUUAUGUAUGACCAUCGAGAGAAGGAAGGCACGAAGAGGCGGCACCAGGUUGACACAGUGGUCGAGGGAAUUGGUCUGAACCGGCUAACCAAGAACCUCGAGCUCGCCUUGCCAAUCAUUGACGACGCCGUCCGUGUAACAGACCCGGAAGCAGUCGCUAUGGCACGCUAUCUGGUUAAACACGAUGGCCUCUUCGUUGGCUCGAGCAGCGCUUGUAACCUUGUUGCCUGCGUCCGCCUUGUCCGCAAAAUGGGAUGGAGUCGUGGUGAAAGAGUUGUCACUGUUAUGUGCGACUCUGGGGCAAGGCAUUAUUCCAAAGUAAGAGUUUUUGGUAAGAUGGGCUGUGUUCCGACCACAUUGCCUCUAAUUAUUCAUAUUAGGAACGACGAAUAUUUGCACAACGAGGGCAUUCCCAUCGACAUCGGUGUUGUCGAGAAGAUGUUGGGUACGGAAGGGAGUCUAUACAGUGCCAUGCUCGAGCGAUCUCAGUCGGAGGAAGAUCGCAGGCUUUCCCAUAUCACUUUGGUGUAA